Messenger RNA from Coprinopsis cinerea okayama7#130, 387 nucleotides. RefSeq lists its product as hypothetical. Gene Ontology annotation, molecular function: transcription corepressor activity. The transcript has 2 exons. The record is from RefSeq and is a predicted model, not a curated record. NCBI's taxonomy places the organism in Eukaryota, Fungi, Basidiomycota, Agaricomycetes, Agaricales, Psathyrellaceae. The coding region runs from base 1 to 387 and encodes 128 amino acids. Gene Ontology annotation, cellular component: chromatin; histone deacetylase complex. Gene Ontology annotation, biological process: negative regulation of transcription by RNA polymerase II.
AUGCCUCACCCUACCAAUGCCCUUGGCCUUCAUAUCCCUUCGGACGACUAUGUGCAUUCGAAUGGGACUGAAUUACAGCCCCUUUCUCCAACCACCGUCAACAGCUUCGCCCAGCAACCUCGUCUGACGAGGCAGGAUGCCAUCGACUUCAUGAAGCUCGCCAAACGGAGACUGCACGACAGACCGAGAGUCUACAACGAGUUUGUUCUCAGUAUGAAGGAAUGGCAGAGGCGUGUGAUCGAGCGUCCAGAACUGAUUGGCCGCGUUCGCACACUGUUCGACGGAUACCUAGACCUCAUUCAAGGUUUCCGAAUGUUCGUCCCACCAGACUACCUCGAGGAUUACGACAACUGGCGCUUCGGACGCGAUAUCCCGCCUCGAGGGUGA